Symbiodinium natans is the source of this 1125-nucleotide messenger RNA. The record is from the annotation of a GenBank genome assembly. Lineage: Eukaryota; Dinophyceae; Suessiales; Symbiodiniaceae.
AUGGCGGCGGUGGCCGAUGACAGCCCGCCCAGCCGAGGUCGCUGGGGCCGAGCGCGCCGCGAGGCCUGUGCCCAAGGCUACGGAGGCCGCCGAAGCCGAUGGGGUUCAGACGCGAAGGCGGAGAAGACUUCCGCCCAGGAGGAGGAGGACUUCCGCCCACUCGUUUUGGAGGGCGGACCGCGUCCUGGCGUAGGCUGCUUCCUUCGACUCCGGCGGGGCCUGCGAAUGCCACAGCUUGGCCUCGGGAGCGGCGGUCUGGAGGGCCGGGAGGGCCGCGAAGCCAUUGCCGCGGCCCUGCGCGCAGGUUAUCGACUCAUCGACACGGCGCUCUACUACAGGACGGAGAAAGAGAUUGCGGCGGGCAUACGCCUCGCAGGCUUGUCGAGAUCGGAGGUUUUCAUCUCCACCAAAGUGCUGCAAAAAGCGCACGCCAGCAAUGCCCAGGUGCGUGAGUCGUUGAAAGAGAGCCUCAAAAACCUGGGUAGCAACUAUGUGGAUCUCUACCUCAUCCACAACCCCAGGGCGGGACGCAUCAAGGAGGUGUGGGCACUGCUGCUCCAGCUGCGAGACGAAGGGCUUGCAAGAGCUGUUGGCGUUUCGAACUUCGGAAUCGCCCAGCUCGAAGGACUGCGGGAAGCCGGCCUGGAACUUCCCGAAGUGAAUCAGAUCGAGGUUCACUGCUGGAGGCAACUCCCAGAGGUGACCGCGUACCACGAGCGGCAUGGUAUCGCAACCAUGACUAUGGCCCCACUUGCCCGGGGGCGGAUGUUCGGCCACAGCGACCUGGCCAAGAUGGCAGAGGAGCUGGGUCGAAGUGAGGCGGAGCUGGCAAUCCGCUGGUCGCUUCAGAAAGGGUUCGUGCCCAUCCCAAAGUCCAUCAACUCGAGGCGCAUUCUGCAAAACAUGGCGGAUGGCUUUGACCUCAAUCAGCGGCAGAUGGACCGGAUUGCGCAGCUGGACUCCGGCUACAUGUCCUGUACCAUGGCCUCGCCCUGCCACGAGCUGGCCUGGGAACUGGUGGCCGACAGCAUCCCACACCCAGACGCCUGGGGCGGCAACCGAAAAGGAAAGGGAAGAGGGAAGCACACUGGCAGCUGGACGGAUGAUUACCAGACUUGGUGGUGA